AUUAUUACCCAAUAUAUAGGAUCAAGUUGAGAUUGGAUUAGCCUCAGAGUUGAGCAAUUUUGAAGAGGGGAAAAAAAAAACUGCAAACAAAAUGGCAAAAAAUCCACCAAAUCAUAUGCAGACAGUCUCGGGUUGGGCUGCCAUGGACUCAUCAGGAAAAAUCACCCCCUUUGUUUUCAAGAGAAGAGAGAAUGGAGUAGAUGAUGUGAGCAUAAAGAUAAUGUAUUGUGGGAUAUGCCAUACUGAUCUCCACCACAUCAAAAAUGCUUGGGGAAUCACCAUGUACCCUCUUGUGCCUGGGCACGAGAUCACCGGCAUAAUCACCAAAGUGGGCGAAAACGUAUCCAACUUCAAGGUAGGCGACCGGGUGGGUGUCGGAUGCAUCGCAGCAUCCUGUCUCGACUGUGAUUUUUGCAAGGACUCGCAGGAGAACUACUGCGAUAAGUUGCAAUUCACUUACAACAGCAUAUUUUGGGAUGGAAGCAUCACUUAUGGUGGCUACUCAAGGAUGCUAGUGGCCGAUAAGAGGUAUGUCAUCCAUAUACCUGAUAGCUUGCCAUUAGACAGCGCGGCUCCGCUGUUGUGCGCUGGGAUUACAGUGUUCUCUCCGAUGAAGCAACACAACAUGCUGCAAACAGCAGGAAAGAGGCUUGGGGUGGUCGGCCUUGGAGGGCUCGGUCAUAUAGCUGUUAAGUUCGGUAAAGCCUUUGGAUUGCAUGUCACCGUGAUUAGCACGUCACCUUCGAAAGAGAGGGAGGCAAGGGAGCGUCUUGGUGCCGAUGAUUUUAUUGUCAGUACUAAUUCCAAACAAAUGAAGGGUGCAAUGAGGAGCUUAGACUUCGUAGGCGCUCCGGAUCAACCCCUAGAUCUUCCUGCAUUUCCCCUAAUUUUCGGCAAAAGAGUGAUAACGGGAAGUAUAAUUGGGGGAAUCAAAGAGACUCAGGAGAUGAUGGAUUUGUGCGGGAAGCACAACAUAACUUGUGACAUAGAGAUCGUGAAGACGGAUAGCAUCAACGAGGCAUUGGAUAGGCUUGAGAAGAACGAUGUUCGAUACCGAUUUGUUAUUGAUAUUGCUGGGAGUUUAAGCCCUAGGAUGUAGAAGAUGACCAGUGCUAGUUCAAUGCUAAGCAGUUCUCGUCUUCUUUCCUUUAUUUAUGUUGUUCAAUUUUCUAGUCGACUGCAAUGUGACGGCAAUAAAACGAAUUUGAUUUGGAUAAUGAGUACUUUUGUUUUAAA
Molecule: messenger RNA, 1236 nt
Organism: Asparagus officinalis (garden asparagus)
Lineage: Eukaryota; Viridiplantae; Streptophyta; Magnoliopsida; Asparagales; Asparagaceae
Product: probable cinnamyl alcohol dehydrogenase 6
Exons: 7
Coding region: 92-1099 (335 amino acids)
Biological process (GO): lignin biosynthetic process
Molecular function (GO): zinc ion binding; NAD binding; cinnamyl-alcohol dehydrogenase activity
Source: RefSeq, a predicted model, not a curated record